Messenger RNA from Momordica charantia (bitter melon), 1572 nucleotides. Its product is annotated as NAD(P)-binding Rossmann-fold superfamily protein. Gene Ontology annotation, molecular function: oxidoreductase activity. The record is from RefSeq and is a predicted model, not a curated record. NCBI's taxonomy places the organism in Eukaryota, Viridiplantae, Streptophyta, Magnoliopsida, Cucurbitales, Cucurbitaceae.
CCGGCCCAAUCUUUUCCUUGCGUUGGUAAAAAAACCUAGUGUGAGAGAAAAAAUGCAGAAUUUCUCCCGAUUGCUAUUCGUACAGCGUUCAGAGAAGAUAGUUUUUUCGAUUUUAUUGCGUGCGUUGAGAGAAGUCGAUUGAUUAAAAUGCACAUUUGAACUCUUCCUAACGUUUCGAGACUUAUCGUGAGGCACCAGGAAAAGUUUGGAUAGAAAACCCAAAUACACUAUAAAUAUAGCAACUCGUUCGGUGUGAAAUGAUCGAUUUUUAUCUUAGCUUAGUUGCGCUAGUUAAUUUCUUUGUGAUUCCAUAAACCCAACGAGAAUUCGUCGAAACUGGAUUUUCUUCAAGAGGAAUAUGUGGAACUUUGCAGUCUUCCGAAGUCAAUUCAUCCUUUGUAUCUCACAUUGGGGUGUGUUAAAUAUUUGGAUAAGGGGAUUAAACUUUCUACCUCUACGACAGAUGCAAGAUGCCUUAAUCAGAUAGAUUAUGGUUUUAGAAUCAGACUUCCAUCAAGUUACAUUACCUAGACCGCUUGACGCUCCACCCCGUCUCUGACAAACUUGCCAUAUAUCUGUCAAGACCUUUUGAAAAGCAUGUUCCGGAUCAGACUAAGUAUUGCUAGUGGUUCAACUAGAAAAAGUGUUACCAAUUUAACGAAUUCGCUUACUCAGAGCUUCUUCAAUAGGGAAUUGUCUUCCCAUGCUGGAAGGCUUGAAGGAAAGAUAGCACUGAUCACGGGAGCAGCAAGUGGUAUUGGGAAGGCAACUGCGUCCAAAUUUAUAAACAACGGAGCCAAAGUUGUGAUUGCCGAUGUCAAAGAAAAACUCGGCCUAGAGACGGCCGAGCAGCUAGGACCCAACGCAACGUACGUCCCCUGCGAUGUUACUAAAGAGUCUGAUGUAUCUGAUGCUGUAGAUUAUACCAUCUCUCUACACAAAAAGCUCGACAUCAUGUACAACAAUGCUGGGGUUGCUUGCAACACUCCUCCAAGCAUUGUCGACCUCGACCUUGCGGUGUUCGAUAAAGUCAUGAACGUCAAUGUUCGAGGAGUCCUAGUUGGUAUCAAACAUGCCUCCCGUGUCAUGAUCCCUCGACAAUCAGGCUCUAUUCUCUGCACAGCUAGUGUCACAGGACUGAUGGGUGGCCUGGCCCAACACACAUACUCAGUGUCAAAGGUUGCUAUUAUAGGCAUGGUUAAAUCCAUGGCAUCAGAAUUGUGCAAAUAUGGUAUCCGAGUCAAUUGCAUAUCGCCAUUUCCAAUCCCGACACCAUUUGUUAUGGAGGAAAUGAGUCGCCUUUUUCCUCGCACUGAAGAGCAGAAACUUGAGAAGAUGAUAUUCGACACAGGUGCUUUAGAAGGAACAGUUUGUGAAACUAAUGAUAUAGCAAAUGCUGCCCUUUAUCUUGCAUCCGAUGAUGCCAAGUAUGUAAGUGGCCACAAUUUGGUGGUUGAUGGGGGCUUUACUUGUUUCAAGUGUUUAAACUUUCCUGUGCCGGAUUGAACAAUUGUUAUCUGCUAUGAAUUACAAUGGAAGAAAAAUAUGACUACGCUAAAACAAUUUUGAAAA